AAAUGAAAUUUUGUGUACCAUUUCUCGAACAAAAUAAAAAAAUAUGGCAAGAACGUAAAGAUAAUGGUAGUACUCCUUCAUUAAGUAACAAGAAUUCAGUUUCAUUCGAUAGUCGUAAAACUUCUCCAAUUUCUGCAGUUCCACCGGCUAGGACCACAAAUCAUCAAUUACCUGGAAAUGCUUCUUAUUUACUUCAAAUGCCAAAUUUACCUGAUGGAUCUGAAGUAGAUAUUCUUAGUACAACAGGUGCUUCUGAUUCUCCAUUAAAUUCUCGUCAUGAUACUCAAAGAAAUACGAAUUGGCAAAGGUUUUCCCGAAAUAAUCAAUCACUUUCAAAUACAGUUUACGCUUCUACAUAUACCUCUACAGACAAUAUAUCAAAUCAGAAUGAUUUGAAUAAUAACCGUCCUUCGAUAUCUACGAUAUGCUGUUGUAUCCAAUAG
This is a messenger RNA of Racocetra persica, 443 nucleotides long. NCBI's taxonomy places the organism in Eukaryota, Fungi, Glomeromycota, Glomeromycetes, Diversisporales, Gigasporaceae. The record is from the annotation of a GenBank genome assembly.